CAAUUUUUCACAAACCCUUCCUUUUCUCCUCUCUCUCUCUCUCUUACACACACAUUUCACCUAUUUCGGACACUCUAUUCCGCCAUUUGGAUCAUCCUUUUUUUCCGGCGAUUCGUCCUAAGAUCCUUGAUUCCAUCUCAUUAGUAUCCCGACAACAUCUGUCAACAUCACCCCUUUAACAACACAAGCUUACUUAGUUGAUCUGUGGAAUUUUUGGGAUAUUUUAUGUUAGAACUUUGGUGACAAAAUUUAGUGAAAGAUGUCUUCAAGAUCGCCGAAAGCGGUAGAGCUACAACAGGGACGCGGUGCGAUUCCUCCACAGGUGACUUUUGCGAGAAGGACCUCGUCGGGCCGAUACGUAAACUAUUCAAGAGAAGAUCUCGAUAGCGAAAUUGGCAGCGGUGAAUUCAUGAACUACACAGUCCAUAUACCGCCCACACCCGAUAAUCAACCGAUGGACCCAUCGAUUUCACAAAGGGUAGAGGAACAAUACGUCUCAAGUUCACUUUUCACAGGUGGGUUCAACAGUGUAACACGGGCCCACUUGAUGGACAAAGUGAUCGAUUCCGAAACUACUCAUCCUCAAAUGGCUGGUGCGAAAGGGUCUUCGUGUCAAAUACCGGGAUGCGAUGGAAUUGUGAUGAGUGACGAGCGGGGUGUCGAUAUCCUUCCUUGCGAAUGUGAUUUCAAAAUAUGUCGGGAUUGUUAUGUUGAUGCUGUGAGAACCGGUGACGGGAUCUGCCCGGGAUGUAAAGAGCCGUAUAAACAAACCGAUCUCGAUAAAAACACCGUUGACCCCCGACAACAUUUAUCUCUCCCGUCAAACACUCUGAAUUCUAAGAUGGAGCGAAGGCUGUCAUCAAAGAUGGAGAGGAGGUUGUCGUUAAUGAAGUCAACUAAGUCAGCUUUGGUUAGGAGCCAAACGGGUGAUUUCGAUCAUAACCGUUGGUUAUUUGAGACCAACGGAACCUACGGUUAUGGCAAUGCGUUUUGGCCGAAAGACGAAGGAAUAAGCGAGGAUAGAACAGGCGUAAGUGGGGCCGAACAACUGGAACUUCUUAACAAACCUUGGCGGCCUCUUACUCGCAAACUGAAGAUACCUGCUGCUGUUAUAAGUCCUUAUCGGCUUCUAGCAUUGAUUCGGAUGGUCGUUCUUGGAUUAUUCCUUCAUUGGAGAAUCACUCACCCGAAUGAAGACGCGAUAUGGCUGUGGUUUAUGUCGGUUAUCUGCGAAGUUUGGUUUGCGUUUUCUUGGCUGCUUGACCAACUUCCGAAACUCGCGCCCGUUAACCGUGCAACGGAUUUAAAUGUUUUAAAAGAAAAAUUCGAAACCCCGAGCCCGAAUAACCCGUCGGGAAAAUCUGAUCUUCCUGGGGUAGACGUAUUCGUUUCUACAGCAGAUCCCGAAAAAGAGCCACCGUUAGUUACCGCAAACACCAUUUUGUCGAUUCUCGCUGCUGAUUACCCUGUUGAUAAGUUAUCGUGUUAUGUUUCUGAUGACGGUGGGGCCCUUUUAACGUUUGAAGCCAUGGCGGAAGCUGCAAGUUUUGCCAACAUAUGGGUCCCGUUUUGUCGGAAGCAUGCUAUUGAGCCGAGAAAUCCCGAGUCUUAUUUUAGUUUGAAAAAAGAUCCGUUUAAGAAUAAGGUGAGACAGGACUUUGUGAGGGAUCGCAGGCGAGUUAAACGGGAGUAUGAUGAGUUUAAGGUGAGGAUUAACGGGCUUCCAGAUUCCAUUAGGAGACGUUCGGAUGCUUAUAACGCUAGAGAAGAAAUCAAAGCCAUGAAACUUCAAAAAGAAACUGUUGGUGAUGAACUUUUGCAGCCCGUUAAGAUCCCGAAAGCAACAUGGAUGGCUGAUGCUACUCAUUGGCCCGGUACCUGGAUGAUUCCGUCUCCCGAACACUCAAAGGGUGAUCAUGCAGGCAUCAUACAGGUGAUGCUGAAACCACCGAGUGAUGAACUGUUGAAUGGCACAGAUGACGAGGCGCAUCCGCUUGAUUUCAGUGAAGUUGAUAUUCGACUUCCUCUUUUGGUCUACGUUUCUCGUGAAAAACGACCGGGCUAUGAUCAUAACAAAAAGGCUGGAGCCAUGAAUGCACUGGUUCGGGCCUCGGCCAUCAUGUCUAACGGCCCGUUCAUGCUUAACCUCGACUGUGAUCAUUAUAUAUACAACUCUCAAGCCAUACGAGAAGGGAUGUGUUUCAUGAUGGACCGAGGUGGGGACCGCAUCUGUUACGUACAGUUCCCACAAAGGUUUGAAGGUAUCGAUCCUUCCGAUCGUUAUGCCAAUCACAACACUGUUUUCUUUGACGGAAACAUGCGGGCGCUCGACGGUCUUCAAGGCCCGGUUUAUGUUGGGACUGGAACGUUAUUUCGUAGAACUGCGCUUUACGGGUUUGACCCGCCCCGGUCAAAGGAAUACCAUUCGGGCUGUUGCAGCUGUUGUUUUACUCGGCGCAAGAAAAGCUCCGGUUCGGUUGCUUCUGCACCGGAUGAACACCGAGCUUUGAGAAUGGGAGAUUCGGAUGACGAUGAAAUGAAUCUUUCCUCGUUCCCGAAAAAGUUUGGUAAUUCGAAUUUGUUGAUAGACACAAUCCCGAUAGCAGAGUUCCAAGGCCGACCGCUUGCUGACCACCCUGCGGUUAAAAACGGUCGACCACCCGGUGCACUCACGAUUCCUAGAGAACUUCUAGAUGCAUCUACUGUUGCCGAAGCGAUUAGCGUGAUUUCGUGCUGGUAUGAAGAUAAAACCGAAUGGGGAAACCGGGUUGGAUGGAUUUACGGAUCGGUAACUGAAGAUGUGGUUACGGGCUACCGUAUGCAUAACCGCGGAUGGAGAUCGAUUUAUUGCGUGACCAAACGAGACGCUUUCCGUGGGACCGCCCCAAUUAACCUGACGGAUCGUCUCCACCAGGUGCUCCGGUGGGCCACCGGAUCAGUCGAAAUCUUUUUCUCAAAAAACAACGCACUUUUAGCCAGUUCGAGAAUGAAGUUUCUUCAACGAAUCGCUUAUCUUAACGUCGGGAUUUACCCGUUCACCUCCAUCUUUUUAAUCGUUUACUGCUUUCUCCCAGCUCUUUCGCUUUUCUCCGGUCAGUUCAUUGUUCAGAGCCUCGAUGUCACAUUUCUCGUCUACCUUCUUUCGAUUACGAUAACGCUUUGCAUGCUGGCGGUUCUCGAGAUCAAAUGGUCGGGUAUCGAGUUAGAAGAAUGGUGGAGAAAUGAACAGUUUUGGCUCAUUGGCGGUACCAGUGCUCAUCUCGCUGCUGUUCUUCAAGGUCUUCUUAAAGUGGUGGCUGGAAUCGAGAUCUCGUUUACUCUAACGUCAAAAUCUGGCGGUGAUGAUAACGACGAUGAAUUCGCUGAUCUUUACAUCAUAAAAUGGACGUCUUUGAUGAUACCACCGAUUGUGAUUAUGAUGACGAAUCUUAUCGCUAUAGCAGUCGGGGUGAGUAGAACGAUCUACAGUGCUAUACCGCAGUGGAGCCGACUAUUGGGUGGGGUGUUCUUUAGCUUUUGGGUGUUGGCCCAUUUGUAUCCGUUUGCGAAGGGGUUGAUGGGCCGAAGAGGGAGGACACCGACGAUUGUGUUUGUUUGGUCCGGGCUGAUUGCGAUCACGAUUUCGCUUCUUUGGGUUGCGAUUAAUCCGCCUGCGGGUGCUAGUGAAAUUGGAGGGUCUUUCCAGUUCCCUUGAGAUAUAAGGUUUAGAUAUGUGAAUUAGGGUUUAUUGUUUUGUACUGUUGGUGGUUAGAAGGGUGGGUGGGCUACACAUAUUCUUCAUUUCUUUGUACUCUUGAUAGACAAUGGUUGCAAAAAGAGUUGAUUUGUUUUGUUGUUUAA
Messenger RNA from Helianthus annuus (common sunflower), 3840 nucleotides. RefSeq names its product cellulose synthase-like protein D3. Gene Ontology annotation, biological process: plant-type primary cell wall biogenesis; cellulose biosynthetic process. The transcript has 4 exons. Bases 260 to 3694 code for a protein of 1144 amino acids. The record is from RefSeq and is a predicted model, not a curated record. Gene Ontology annotation, cellular component: plasma membrane; trans-Golgi network. Lineage: Eukaryota; Viridiplantae; Streptophyta; Magnoliopsida; Asterales; Asteraceae. Gene Ontology annotation, molecular function: cellulose synthase (UDP-forming) activity; mannan synthase activity.